This is a messenger RNA of Seminavis robusta, 426 nucleotides long. NCBI's taxonomy places the organism in Eukaryota, Bacillariophyta, Bacillariophyceae, Naviculales, Naviculaceae. The record is from the annotation of a GenBank genome assembly.
AUGCCAAGAACAACAAGGGAAACGAGCGUCUUUCAGACUCCUCAAAGGCCGUCGCGAUGCCUAGUAGGAGCAACGAUCCUCCCUCCACCCCCACCUCGAAAAGCGGAGCCAUGCGCCUUCUUCAGCACAGAGCCAUACGAUUCUUCGAUCGCUCAAUCUAGUCUGCGUGUCCCAAUUUUCCCUUCUACGUCGGAUCUAUCAGAUGAUUCUUCUCCCUGUCGUGUAUCCGUCCAAUUGAGGCCGCGGGUUCAUUCUACACCUCCCGCCAACGAUUCACAUAUCACCCACAGAGCCCGGUUGGACAGCUGUCCUCUCUUUCCCAGCUUGAGCAGCGACCCUUUCCUCGAUGACGAGUCCGACUGUGACAAGUCAGACAGCGAGCUGAGCUUCUCUCUGCAGCCUCCGGCAAUGUUGGGACUGUCAUAA